This is a messenger RNA of Piliocolobus tephrosceles (Ugandan red Colobus), 958 nucleotides long. It is a transcript of the gene PGPEP1L, whose product is annotated as pyroglutamyl-peptidase I like. The record is from RefSeq and is a predicted model, not a curated record. NCBI's taxonomy places the organism in Eukaryota, Metazoa, Chordata, Mammalia, Primates, Cercopithecidae.
CCAGGCGGAGGAAAAGCCCGGAGCUCAGAGAGCGCAGAGCCUGGCCACUGGGCAGCCGCCUGACCCAGGAAGCGCAGCGCGAGCUCCCACUUCGUCUUCAUGGAUUCCCAGCCCAGCUGCGUGGUGGUGACUGGAGCUCUCCAAGCUGGGCCUGGGGAAUGACACAGUGGUGCAGCUGCGGACUCUGGAGCUGCCUGUAGAUUACAGAGAGGCUAAGCGGAGGGUCACCAGAAUCUGGGAAGAUCAUCAGCCACAACUCGUCGUGCAUGUGGGCAUGGACACCUCCGCCAAGGCGAUCAUUCUGGAACAGUCCGGCAAGAACCAAGGCUACCGGGACGCCGACAUCCGGGGCUUCCGGCCGGAGGGCGGCGUGUGCCUACCUGGCGGCCCAGACAUGCUGGAGUCAGGGGUCUGCAUGAAGGCAGUCUGCAAGCACGUAGCUGUGGAGGAUGUCGAGGUGAUAUUUUCUCGAGAUGCAGGCAGAUACGUCUGUGAUUAUACCUAUUACCUCUCUCUGCAUCAUGGAAAGGGCUGUGCGGCACUCAUUCAUGUCCCUCCACUAUCGCGUGGGCUCCCGGCCAGCCUGCUGGGAAGAGCCUUGCAAGUCAUCAUCCAGGAAAUGCUGGAAGAGGUGGGAAAGCCCGAGUGCAAAGCCCGGUUCAAAGAAAACUCAACCAUGGUGCUACCAGCCAAAGGGAACUGACCCGGGCAUUGCUCCUUUAGAGAAGAUUAAACGUUUCAAUCCUGUGUGUAGCAUUCAGCUGUGCAUUGAGAAACUUUUUCAAAAAUUGCUUGUAAAACAAAGAGGGGGAAAAACUUUUUGUGAUUUUGUUAGCCCAACAAAAUCACAAAGGGCUAUUUUAUUGUCGGGAGAAAGAACACUCUGAAAGGUGGACAUUUCACGGGAUGAACUAGCUUCAGUUAUGGUUUUCAUGACAAUAAAAUGAAAUCCGAGUCA